AUGGCUGGUUUGAAUUUUGAAAAUUACCAGAGAAAUCAGUUUCUUAGCUCCAAAGGUUUUGGUCAGCCAAAAGCUACAUCUACUGGUACUACAAUUGUUGGGUGUCAGUUUAAGAACGGUGUUGUGAUAGCAGCAGAUACCAGGGCCACUGCAGGACCAAUUGUGGCAGAUAAGAAUUGUGAGAAAUUGCAUAGGUUAGCACCAAAGAUUUGGUGUGCUGGUGCAGGUACUGCAGCAGACACGGAGAUGGUAACUCAACUAAUUGCCUCGAAAUUGGAAUUGCAUGGAUUAGCGCAGAAUAGACAGCCAAGGGUGAUAACCGCGGUGACGAUGUUGAAGCAACAUCUUUUCAAGUAUCAGGGUCAUUUGGGUGCAUAUUUGAUUGUUGCUGGUGUAGAUCCCACUGGGGCUCAUUUGUUAUCUGUACAAGCACAUGGUUCUACGGAUGUGGGCAAGUAUCAAAGUUUGGGUUCAGGUUCAUUAGCAGCUAUGGCUGUUUUAGAGACUAAAUUCAAAGAAGAUAUGACAAGGGAGGAGGCAAUUGCGUUAUGCUCGGAGGCAAUCGAAGCAGGUAUUUGGAAUGAUUUGGGAUCAGGGUCAAAUGUCGAUGUAUGUGUGAUGGAAAUUGGCCAGGAUGCACAAUUGAUGAGAAACUAUAUAACGCCAAACCAAAGAAUAAAAAAGUGUAAAGAUUAUAGAUUUCCAAAGGGCACAACGGCAGUUUUGAGCCAAAAAAUCCGCGAUAUCUGUGAUGUGGAAGAAACGGUUGUUACAUUUGAUGAUAAUGGAGAUAGAAUGGAAGUAGAUGUAAGUGUGUAA
Messenger RNA from Lodderomyces oxycetoniae, 819 nucleotides. It is a transcript of the gene PUP1, whose product is annotated as proteasome core particle subunit beta 2. NCBI's taxonomy places the organism in Eukaryota, Fungi, Ascomycota, Pichiomycetes, Serinales, Debaryomycetaceae. Gene Ontology annotation, cellular component: proteasome core complex. The record is from RefSeq and is a predicted model, not a curated record. Bases 1 to 819 code for a protein of 272 amino acids. The transcript has a single exon. Gene Ontology annotation, molecular function: threonine-type endopeptidase activity.